Messenger RNA from Salarias fasciatus (jewelled blenny), 1651 nucleotides. Its product is annotated as acidic leucine-rich nuclear phosphoprotein 32 family member E-like. Gene Ontology annotation, molecular function: histone binding; phosphatase inhibitor activity. Gene Ontology annotation, cellular component: nucleus. The record is from RefSeq and is a predicted model, not a curated record. The transcript is spliced from 7 exons. The coding region runs from base 127 to 906 and encodes 259 amino acids. NCBI's taxonomy places the organism in Eukaryota, Metazoa, Chordata, Actinopteri, Blenniiformes, Blenniidae. Gene Ontology annotation, biological process: regulation of apoptotic process.
UGUCAAUGGAGGCGGGGCAGCUUCGAACAUGGCGGUGUAGUGUUCGCCUGAUGUCCGCUGGAGAAACCGCUCUCGCCGCUCUUCACUUCCACCGUCUCCCGCUGCGUCCCGCUCCGUUCUUGCGGUAUGGACUCCAACAUGGACAUGAAGAAGAGGAUCAACCUGGAGCUCCAGGACCGAAACCCCUCCGAGGUUGCUGAGCUGGUCGUGGACAACUGUCGCUCUGAUAAUGGAGAGGUGGAGGGUCUGACAGACGAGUAUAAAGAACUGGAGAUCCUCAGCAUGGUCAACGUCAACCUCAGCUCGCUGUCCAAGCUGCCCUCGCUCCCCAAGCUACGCAAGCUGGAGGUCAGUGAUAACGUCAUCACUGGAGGUUUGGACUCUCUGCCUGAAAAAUGUCCAAAUCUCACACAUCUGAACCUGAGUGGGAACAAGAUCAAAGAACUGAGCAGCCUCAAAGCCCUGCAAAACCUGAAGCACCUCAAGAGUCUGGAGCUGUACAGCUGUGACGUCUCGGCGCUGGACGACUACAGAGAGAGCGUCUUCACGCUGCUGCCGCAGAUCUCUUACCUGGACGGGUUCGAUCAGGACGACAACGAGGGGCCUGACUCAGAGAAUGAUGAGGAUGAUGAGGCCGGUCCGCCUGGGGAUGAAGAUGAGGAUGAUGAAGACUCAGAGGGAGAGGAGGAGGAUGAGGAAGAUGAUGAGGAUGACGAGGUGGGGCUGUCGUACCUGAUGAAGGAGGGCAUCCAGGAUGAAGAGGAUGAUGGAGACUAUGUAGAGGAAGAGGACGACGAGGAGGAAGAGGACGAUGCAGAUGAGGACGCCGCCGGCGUCCGCGGUGGUGAAAAGAGGAAGAGAGACGCUGAGGACGAAGGUGAUGACGACGACGACGACGAUGAAUAACUGACCCCUCCUUCACCUGUAGCCCCGCCCCCUGCCUCUCCUCCAGUAACCUCUGACCCGCCGUGCCUCAGAGCCACAGACUGACGGACUCUUGAUGUCAUCGCUACCCUGGCAACAGAACCCCAACACGUCCCAAUCAGAGUUCAGGUUACAUGUAAUCAGAAUAAAGAGUAAAAUUAGGUGUAAUUAGAAUACUUGUAAUCAGAUUACAUGUAUUCACAUUACAAAACAUCAGAGGCUGUUUCACAGUAGAUGGAUAACUGUGUGCAAGAUGCAUUUGUGUGAUGUUAGUCACUUUUUCUAAGUUUAUUUGAAAAGUAAAGCUCAGGAGAAGAUUGAAAUCUAUGUUCGGUCAGUGCGCCCCCAGUGGCCAUUUGCAGUACUGCAGCACAGUUUAAUUUGUCCUCUGAACACUACAUUACCACUGAUUGGUCCGAACAUGGCCAAAAAAAAAAAAUCUGUUCUCUGAUUGGAUUGCUGUUCUCCUGGAGGAAGUCUAAAUGGCUUCCCCCCCUUCCUGCCCCGCUCCCUCCCACCUGCCAGUCUGUGGCUCUGCUUGAGGGUCGGUUCAGUUCUGGACCCCCAGAAUCCAGGAUCCAAGACGAGGUCUGUGCUGGUCUCCGAGGUGUGUAAAUAGCCAUGGUUUGUGCCGGUUUGGUGGUUUUGGGUCGGAGUUGAUUUUAUUUUUUUAUUCCUCUGUCUGCCCAGUUUACUGUUUUUGAAUAAAACUUCUGAAUCCUUUCAA